Molecule: messenger RNA, 1943 nt
Organism: Tachyglossus aculeatus (Australian echidna)
Lineage: Eukaryota; Metazoa; Chordata; Mammalia; Monotremata; Tachyglossidae
Gene: PINX1
Product: PIN2 (TERF1) interacting telomerase inhibitor 1
Exons: 7
Coding region: 116-1168 (350 amino acids)
Biological process (GO): regulation of ribosome biogenesis
Cellular component (GO): nucleolus
Molecular function (GO): telomerase inhibitor activity; nucleic acid binding
Source: RefSeq, a predicted model, not a curated record
GUCUCCUUGGGGCCUGGAGUUGGGCCGCCGCCCUUCAUCCCUCGACGCCCUCCGAGGUUGCGGGGACCCUUGAGGCCCCCUGCCCGCACAAGGCCGCCAUCAGGAGCCCGCCGGGAUGGCGAUGCUGGCCGAGCCCCGUCGGAAACAGAAGUGGUCCUUGGACCCGAGGAACAGUGCGUGGAGUAACGACGACUCCAAGUUCGGGCAGAAGAUGCUGGAGAAGAUGGGCUGGUCCAAAGGAAAGGGUCUCGGUGCCCAGGAACAAGGGGCCACGGAGCACAUCAAGGUCACGGUGAAAAACAACCAGCUGGGGCUCGGCGCGACGGCCAACCACGAGGACAGCUGGCUGGCCCACCACGACGAGUUCAAUCAGCUCCUGGCUCAGUUGAACAGCUGCCACCGGAAAACGGAAGCAGGUUCCUCCGACUCCAAAGAGAAGCCAACGUUCAGCCUGGAAGAGAAGUCAAAAUCGUCCAGGAAGCGGCUUCACUACAUGAAGUUCACGAAAGGGAAGGAUCUGUCCUCUCGGAGCGAGACGGAUCUGAACUGCAUUUUCGGGAAGAGACGGGAGAGCAAGGAGGUUGCCAAGGAGGGGCCUGACCCCGACUCUACAGAAGUGGAGGAGUCCAGCACAGUGACCAGCGCCCUCACCGUGCAGGAGUAUUUUGCCAAGCGGAUGGCGGAACUCCAGCAAUCCCGGAAGCGGAACCAGGAUGCCCUCUUAGGCGCCGGCUUCACCCAGCCCCCCGAGGACCAGGCUCCAGGCAGAGGGCUGCAGGACAAGAGGAAGAGGAGGAAGAGCAGGGGCCUGCAGGAAGAGGAAGCAGAGGAGGAGACGGAGGACGAGGACGGGGCCCAGGAGGCGACAGGGGUGACGGAGAGGAGACGGAGGAAGAGGAAGAACACGGAAUCCCAGAGCCCCGGAGAAGCGGGCAGCCGGGCCGAAGCCCCCGAGCACAGACAAAUUGGGGUCUGCGCGGCCGGAGACCAGGACCCCGAGGCCACGGGAUCCUCUGUCAAGCGGAAAAAGCGGAAGAAGAAAAAGGAGAGAAAGCGGGAGGUGGAGGAGGAGGCAGAGGAGGAGGCCAGAGAGCAGACCCAAGAGAGAACCCCACCGAAGAAGAAGAAGAAGAAAAAGAAGAAAAGAGAGGAAGAGGAAGAGGGCUAGAUCUGGCCUUGGGUGGGGAGACCCAGGCCACAGACUUGGGCCAGGGACGGUGGUGUUGCUACCUCGCCCUCCGGGCCCCAGGCGGGACCUCCCUCGCUCCUCACACCCCCAGCCCGCACUCCCGCAUGCCCAGACCCAGAUCGGGGCCCAGCCGGGAUCGGAGGCGGGGGGCUAGGGGGUAGGCUCCUGGUCUCCCCGGCCAAUUUCCUCCGUGGCCCUCAGCGAGUGCAGCUUGGGCUUCCUGCCUCGGACCCAUUAAAGGAUUAUGAGUCGCUAGCGGAGAAUGCAGCCGCCUGGUCCGUGCCGUUCCCCACCCGCCGGCCCCGUUUGUCUGAGCAGGAAUCUGGCCGCCGGAGGCCCUGCCCGGCACCCUGACCCGGCUGUCGGCCUUGACCUCGGGACCCGGCGGCCACGCCGGGAACCUCGGGGCCCCCGUGAGACACUCCUGGCUGGGGUUGACCUCCCUAAGAUAGCCGGGAAAAUUACUUUUCCCUGCCCAUGGGCCUCCAGAACAGCAUUCUGCACCCAAUAGGGGCUCAGAACAGCACUUUGCACCUGAUAGACGCCCAGCACAGGACUCUGCGCACAGUAGGUGCCCUGCAGAAUGUCCCUGGUCCUCUCCAGGACUUCUAUCGUUCCCCAUCUCUGCCUGCACACAAGUCUCCUCAACACCACCUCCAACCCCAGAAACACGGUCCAGGCUAAGCCCACCUAGGCUGCCAGCCUCUUCCCACCCAUUCUCUGUCUUUGACCCUUCUCUGCCAGCCUUUCCCUU